Theobroma umbraticum is the source of this 1466-nucleotide messenger RNA. RefSeq lists its product as uncharacterized. NCBI's taxonomy places the organism in Eukaryota, Viridiplantae, Streptophyta, Magnoliopsida, Malvales, Malvaceae. The record is from RefSeq and is a predicted model, not a curated record.
CCGCCUCUUCUCUUCUCUCUUUCUCUUUCAUGUUCAGUGGCUUUUGGAGAGUGAAUGCGGGAGGAAAAGAGAGAGAUGGGGAGAUCUCCAUGUUGUGAGAAGGUGGGGUUGAAGAGGGGGAGAUGGACAGCAGAGGAAGAUGAAAUAUUAACGAAGUACAUUCAAGCCAGUGGGGAAGGAUCCUGGAGGUCAUUGCCCAAGAAAGCAGGUUUGCUGAGGUGUGGGAAGAGCUGCAGGCUGAGAUGGAUAAACUAUUUGAGGACUGACUUGAAGAGAGGGAACAUCACUGCUCAAGAGGAAGAAACCAUUGUCAAGCUGCGUGCUGCUUUGGGGAACAGGUGGUCUUUAAUUGCUGCACAAUUACCAGGACGAACAGACAAUGAGAUCAAGAAUUAUUGGAACUCUCAUUUAAGCCGAAAAAUUUACAGAUUCACCAAGACAAUAAAAGAUACCAAACCAGGUGAGAUUGAUGAUAUAACAACAGCGGGAGAAUGCAAACGGAGAGGGGGUCGAACCAGCCGAUCAGCCAUGAAAAGACAAAAGUUGGCUUUGCUGUCAUUAGGUAUUCCUAAGAAUGAUCUCACCCCAAAUGAGGUGAUGGAAUCCGCAGCCCAAGGAAACACUAUUCCUGGAGCACCAAUCCAGGACAGAAAAGUAAUGAAUAAUUGGCAACCCAACGAGAACCAUGAUGAGGACCCUGAUUCUGCAGUAGAGGGCAGAAGAAACAUUGGGAUAAUGCAUGGUUCGUGCAUGCACAGCAGUGCAGGGAAAGCAGGCAAAUAUGACGAGAGCAAAAGCAGAGGAAUAGCAUUAAGUUCUGGUGAAGAAAGUUGCAGUGCGGUUGAAACGUACGGUAGCUGUAGCGAGAGAGAGAGCGAGGAGGUUCAGGGACCAUACGAGUGGCUAGACAGUGAAAUAAAGCGCCUUAGCAGCGUCCUGCAAAGUAAAGGUGUGGAUCCAAGUGGGAACCGUGGCUUUACCACAAAUGUAGAAAAUGAGGCCAGGGUUAUAACUGAGGACAGGGUUAACGGGGUCCAAAGGGGCCCGGAAAAAGAUAAAGAAAGACAAAGCUGUGGCAUCUGGAGCUCAAAUGCAGAGAUAAUUGGUAAAUCUGGGGAAUUGCAGAUGAGUUCCUUUUCAUCGCCUGCAGAAACUUCAUGGUUCGACGAGGAUUGGCUUGAUUGGGAUUCUGCUGCUGGGUUUGGUCAGUGUCAUGAUGAUGAUCAAUGGGAACUAUGGGAUGAUUCAGACAAGGUGCUUUGCCAGUUGUGGGAUGAUGGCAAUGGUGAUGAAUCUGCAUGACAGACGUCUGUCUCAGUCAAGCACACCAACAUUAACGUAUAUAUAAUUACCAAUACUAAUUUGUUAACGCGAAUGUAUCUUCUCAAUUUUCUACUUUUGGUUUGUUUGUUGACACAUUUUCCUUCUAUUAAAGCAAUCAUUGAAUAAAGUCAAUGCGAUAUUAU